Molecule: messenger RNA, 561 nt
Organism: Acanthosepion pharaonis
Lineage: Eukaryota; Metazoa; Mollusca; Cephalopoda; Sepiida; Sepiidae
Source: the annotation of a GenBank genome assembly
AUGGAACAAUUCCGAAUGAGAAGAAAGAGGAGAGAAUAUUUUUUUUUAUUAUUUUUCUUCACUUUAAAUUGUAAACUGAAACAACUUUUGACUUUUAUUACUUCUUUCUUUCUUUCUUUUAUUUCCUCCCGAUAUUUGUUUCCUUUUCUUUCUUUCUUUCUUUCUUUCUUUCUUUCUUUCUUUCUUUCUAUUCUCUGGUAUCAUUUCUGUUCGUUUUCUUCUUUCAUUCCAUUUCCUGUUAUCCUUUGUGUCCCUUUCUUUUUCUUUCUUUGUUUCUUUGCUCUUUCUUUUUUUCUUUUUUUCUUUCAUCCAUUCCUUCUUUCUUUCUUUCUUUCUUUCUUUCUUUCUUUCUAUUUCCUUUCCUUUCUUUCUUUUACCAUGAUUUACUUGUGGCAUUUUUUCUUUCUUUCUUUUCUUUCAUUUUCUUUCUUUCUUUCUUUCUUUCUUUCUUUCUUUCUUUCUUUCUUUCUAUUUCCUAUUAUCAUUUCUGUCCGUUUCUUUUCUUUCUUUCUUUCUUUCUUUCUUCCUUUCUUUCUUUCAGUUCUCUGCCUCAUCGCCUAA